AUGAAGGACCUCGGCCCUCUUCACCGCUUCCUUGGCGUGUCUGUCACCAGGCGUAAUGGUGGGCUGUUUCUCUCUCAGCGGCAGUAUAUGCUGGAUAUUCUGGAGCGAGCUGGUAUGUCCGAUUGCAAGCCCUGUUCUACCCCUAUUGACACUUCUGCCAAGGUUUCUAGUGAUGGCGUCCCCGUGCCUGAUGCGACCGAUUACUGCGCCCUUGCUGGCGCCCUGCAGUAUCUCACUUUCACCCGACCCGACAUUGCAUAUGCCGUUCAGCAAGUAUGCCUCUAUAUGCAUGACCCCCGCGAGCCUCAUCUCGCUUUGGUGAAGCGGAUCCUGCGCUAUAUCCACAGUACUCUAGACUUUGGCUUGCAGCUGUACUCCUCCACUGUGUCCUCCUUGACAGCUUAUUCUGAUGCUGACUGGGCGGGCUGUCCUGACACACGGCGCUCCACGUCCGGGUAUGCUGUUUUCCUGGGUGAUAAUUUGAUUUCUUGGUCUUCCAAGCGUCAGCCGACAGUCUCUCGUUCCAGUACCGAGGCAGAAUACAGGGCGGUUGCUAAUGUUGUUGCUGAGGUGACCUGGUUGCGCCAACUUCUUCUUGAGCUUCACUGUCCUGUUCGCCAGGCGUCUGUUGUCUACUGCGACAACUUGAGCGCUGCUUAUUUGUCGACAAACCCAGUUCAGCAUCAGCGCACCAAGCAUAUUGAGAUUGAUCUUCACUUUGUUCGAGACAAAGUUGCUACUGGAGCUGUUCGAGUUCUCCACGUGCCUACUUCGUCUCAGUACGCCGAUAUCUUCACCAAGGGGCUGCCGACUUCUGUCUUCACUGAGUUUCGUUCCAGUCUCAAUAUUCGUGGCUGA
Molecule: messenger RNA, 858 nt
Organism: Phragmites australis (common reed)
Lineage: Eukaryota; Viridiplantae; Streptophyta; Magnoliopsida; Poales; Poaceae
Exons: 1
Coding region: 1-858 (285 amino acids)
Source: RefSeq, a predicted model, not a curated record